AUGAACGUUAUGAUAUGUAAUUAUAAAGGAAGAACUGAUGCAAAACAGCCCAAAUUCAAAGGAGGAAGGAAGCCAUCAGAUGAGAUAGGAACGUCCAAGGAGGAACCGGUAAGAGAAGAAUUGAUCCAAGAGAUCGCAAGUUCAGAACCGCAGGUUGGAAGUGUGCAGCCAGCAGAUGAAAAGGAAGAGCACAAGGAAGAACUAAUAAGUGAAGAAUUGAUUCAAGACAUGGCAAGUUCAGAACAACGGGAUGAAAGUGUACAGCUAUCAGAUGAAAAAAAGGUGUCUCAGGAAGAAGAAAUGAGACGAGAGAUGACCCAAGACAGUCCAAAGCCAGAACUACAGGAUAAAGUUGAGUGCCCACCGGACAAAAAGGAAGCGUGCAGCUUGGAGAAAUCCGCGGAGAAAAAAGCAACUGAUAACAAUACAAUUUCAAAACCGCAUAAUGAAAGUGAACAGCCACCAGACGAAAAGAAAGCAUGCUCGGAGGAAAUGGGCACAGCACGAGUGUCACCGAGUGAAGAAAACGUAGAAGAACAGAACAAGACCACUACCCGUCCUUUUCCACUGAAAAAGAUUUUUUUCGGAGUGGUUCUGAUACUAGUCUUACUGGCAGUCAUCCUAGUGUUGAUUUGGCUUAUUCUACUCCCUGGCAAAGAGGAUGACGGAAAGAAGUGUUCCCGAACCUGUCGGACCCCCAAGCUUUUAAUUCCCCAUCCUCCUCUCGUUAUCAUAUCUCUCGAUGGUUACUCAACUCAGUACUUAUCUCGAAAACUGCAGCCGACAUUUGACAGAAUGGCUGAAUGUGGUGUAACUGCGAAAGAAGUGUACUCGACCUUUCCUUCAUUCACUUUUCCAAAUCAUGUCACACUUGCCACUGGUCUUCACGCUGGACAUCACGGAAUCGUGGCCAACACAAUAUAUGAUGUCAAUGUUUCUUCAAAACCGGAAUAUCUAGGCAACGCACUUCUCGAUGGAUUAUAUACAAAAGAACCGAUUUGGUCGGUAUACCAACGUGAAACGAAAAGAAGGGCGGCUACCAACGCGUGGAUAUCAUCAUCCCACAAAAGCACAUAUUAUCUACAGCCACAUUACAGUCUACCCUACAGACGAGAAGUUACAGCAGAAGAAAAAGUUGACCAGAUACUUCAAUGGCUCAAGAUGAGUGACGAAGAACGACCUGGCCUCAUUAUGACUUACAUCAACGAACCAGAUUCCACCGGUCACAAAACCAUGGGUGAGAAGUUGAAUGAGGUGUUAGCAAAUGUGGAUAGAGCAAUUGCGAAGCUUAUUGCUAAGUUGAAGGAAGAAGAAAUCCUGGAGUGUGUAAAUAUUGUAAUUGUAUCUGAUCACGGCAUGAUCGAAAUCAAAAAUCCUGUCGUUCUCGAGAAACUAUUCAGCAUAGAGGGCAUGGUGAUUUCUUCUGGAGUGAAUACACUUAUUUUCCGUGAAAAUUCAUCGUUAACUGAUCAAGAAAUUAUGAAUGCUCUUACAUGCAACGGAAAGGACCAUGUACGCGUCUUUACUAAACCAACACUUCCACUUAGAUGGCAUUAUUCGGAGUCAAAAAGGAUCGGGGAUUUCAUAGUCGUCGGGAAUAAGGACGCGAGGAUUUACAGUCGGAAUGAGGAGCUAGAAAGAAGCAACAAGAACGCCCACGGAUUUGAUUACAUACAACCCGAGAUGACAUCAAUUAUGUUCGCUCGAGGGCCUAGUUUCAAAGAGAAUUUUGUGCUUCCCCCGUUUCAAAAUGUGGAAUAUAUGAACCUAUGGACAAAGCUCCUGCAAUUACCAGCUCAUGAGAACGAUGGAGACCCUGAUUUUAUGAACUUGGCGCUGAUCGCUGGUGGUGGAGCUUUAAGAGUCCAACAUUCUCGUUUAACGAAAUGUGGUAUGACCAAGGAUAUUGCCUCAAAAUCUUUGGAAACUAUUUGUGGAAAAUGCACAAUCGAAGACAAGGAAGCAUUUGCAAGGUGGGCUGGAUGCCCUAUUGGUGGAGCAUCCGCUAUCGUGAAUAUAACAACUGAUGCACGAGAUUUUUGCUAUAUGGUAGGCUGUAACGAUCUGGCGGUGAUAGGUGCUUCAAAAGGAGAUGUUUACCUUGGGACCCUAAUUGAAGUGUAUGAUGCAAAAUCUGAUGAACAGUUGGUUUCAAACGAAUGCACUUUCCAUCUGUGGAAUCGAACUAAUCAAUGUAAACGAGCACCAGUCAACGAAGAAGUCGAAUAUCGAACAAUGUCUGCAUUUGACGGACGAGUGCUCGCGAAUGACUACAGCCUUAUUGUUCCAUGGAGAAACAAAUUUGUAAAAGGAAUUCUCGAUCCUCUGAACAAGUAUACUAGGAAGAUCGUGGAGAAGCUUGGACGAGUGCUAUCAAUAACUGGAACUGCCUACGACGAAGAUUAUGACGGCAAAUAUUCAAUGUCCUCACAUAAUUCGCCCUAUCCGACGCACCUGUAUCGCAUCCUUAUUGCAUGUGAUGGAGACUGGUCCACUAAUGGACUUAACUGCAGUAGACCUGAGCAAACGAAAUCCCUCUCUUUCGUCUUUCCUCAUAUGAACGGUGAUCCAAACUGCCUGGCUGAAAACGAACUUCUCCUGCUAUACACUGCGACAAUAAGGGAUGUGGAAGCCCUUAGUGGACUGUAUUUUAACUUUACUAACAUUCCAAACAAACAGCAAAUGCUUCUAAAGAUGCACACUAAUACUCGUUUAUGGUAA
Messenger RNA from Necator americanus (New World hookworm), 2721 nucleotides. RefSeq lists its product as uncharacterized. The record is from RefSeq and is a predicted model, not a curated record. The coding region runs from base 1 to 2721 and encodes 906 amino acids. The transcript has 25 exons. NCBI's taxonomy places the organism in Eukaryota, Metazoa, Nematoda, Chromadorea, Rhabditida, Ancylostomatidae. Gene Ontology annotation, cellular component: striated muscle dense body; sarcoplasmic reticulum; I band.